Molecule: messenger RNA, 3868 nt
Organism: Danio aesculapii
Lineage: Eukaryota; Metazoa; Chordata; Actinopteri; Cypriniformes; Danionidae
Gene: mob2a
Product: MOB kinase activator 2a
Exons: 5
Coding region: 327-1019 (230 amino acids)
Biological process (GO): signal transduction; positive regulation of protein phosphorylation
Cellular component (GO): cytoplasm; nucleus
Molecular function (GO): protein kinase activator activity
Source: RefSeq, a predicted model, not a curated record
AGCACACAAGUGCAGAGCGACUGAGCGCACUGUGUUUGCCUGCUGCAGACGCUUGUGUUUGUUUGCUGACUGAAGUGUUGUUCUGUCUGCACCACGCCAAGGGAUAUCACCACCUAACAAAGCGCCGACUGUGUGCCGUCCAGCAGCUGAAAACAGAGCGGGAAACCAGAGGAGGCACAAAAGUGUGAGGGGAAACAAUUCGCUGCAGAUCAGUAAAGAUGCAAUGCCUAGAGUUCACGCUCUAACGGAUGCCAGUCACCUGUAGUUCAUCUUAAAGCCAUUGCAAUAGAGGACGGGACAGUCUGAUUGCCAGCUUCGCAAGCUGCAUGGGGGUUCUAGUGUGUUGUGACUGCUUCUUUUACAGGAAAUCUAAAACGAAGCCCAAUGGAAAGAAAGCACCUCCUGAAGAAAAAAAGCACUAUUUGGAGCCAGAGUACACAAAAGUGCGGGUUGCGGACUUUGACCUGAAAGAUUUGGUGGCGUUACCCACCAAAGAGAUAGACCUCAAUGAAUGGCUCGCCAGCAACACAACAACCUUCUUCAAUCUCAUAAAUCUGCAGUAUAGCACAAUCUCAGAGUUUUGCACUGGGGACACAUGUCAAGCCAUGACAGCCUAUAACACAAUAUACUACUGGUAUGACGAAAGGGGGAAGAAGACAAAGUGCACAGCGCCUCAGUAUGUCGACCUCGUCAUGACGUUCGUGCAGAAAUUAGUGACGGAUGAAGAAAUCUUCCCCACAAAAUAUGGCAAAGACUUUCCCAACUCGUUCGAGUCUCUGGUGAAGAAGGUCUGUCGGUAUCUGUUCCAUGUGCUGGCGCACAUCUACUGGGCUCACUUCAAAGAGAUUGUGGCUUUGGACCUGCAGGGACACUUGAACACACUGUACACACAUUUCAUCAUCUUUAUCAGGGAAUUCAACCUGAUCGACCCCAAGGAGACCUGCAUCAUGGACGACCUGUCGGAGGUGCUGUGCGUCCCGCUGCCCCCGACUGCACACAAUCACGUCACCGAGAGAUGAGCCCAAAGUCUCAUUCACAGAGCUCCUCGACAACAACAAAAAAAUGGGGGAUGACAAAAAAGUGAGGACGAGCCCCUCCAUCACUAUUCCUCAGCCUCUUGAUGAUCAAAAGGUGGGGAUGAGGGCCGGUGGUCUGCAAUUGUUGUACCAGCACAGAUUGGUGUGAAUGUUUCCUACAGGACAAAACAAUCUGUCUCCAUUGUCAUUUAUAUAGGAACAAGUUAUAUAUUAAUUUGCUUUUUUAUUGUUAUUAUUAUUGUUUUGCGCAUGCGCUCUUGGAGUUUUUUUUUUUAAUUAUUAUUUUAUUUUAGGCAAUGGUAUUUCAGCUCCGCUCUCAUCAGUGCCUUGGAUAUAUAGCUAAGGUAUUGUCUGUUUAUAUGCAACAAUGUUUAGGAAUUUAUCAUCGACCUCUGGCUCCCCCUUGUGGAGGGAGUGAAGUCACAUACCGACUGACUGUUCGUAAUCUCUGCAGCUUUAUUUCACAUAAAACUGUACUAGACUAGUUCAAAGUCUCUCGCGCAUUUAUAUUCCAAGUCAUCAUCCACUUCCUAUUUUUUUUUAUUUAAAAUGAUUUUCAAUGAUUUCUUAUUUACUUUUGAACCUUUCGUGUAAUUAUGGUAACAUCGAAGCCUGUUUCUGCCACUGAAUAAUACUAAUAAUAUAUAUAGGCUUAUGUAUGUAUGUAUGUAUGUAUGUAUGUAUGUAUGUAUGUAUAUAUAGUCACUACUUUCUCAAUGGAUUUACGAGAAAAAAGUCUGAUUUCGAAAAUAUAAACGUGCUUCUGAAGAAAAAAUCUGCUAUCCAAAGACAAUCGCAAAUUCAAAAUUGAGUUUAUAUUUGGCAAUUCUGACUUUUUCCUUAGAAUCAAGAGAUGUAUGUUAACGUGAAAUUGUUAGGUUUAACUUUUUAAAGCUCUGCUAGAACUGGAAGUUGAUGAAACUUUUAUUUCAAAAUGUUAAAGUACUUCCACCUGACACAGAACAUUGAGAAGGAGACGGGGCUUUCUUCUUGCGCAUCAUUUACUCGUAGCAAACUAAAUGUGAGAGGGGCGUGGUUGUAAGAAUAUUGUGGCUGAAGUCAACAACAAACAUUGUUUUUUCUGUGGACUAACUUGCCUGGGAUAAUGGGCCAUAUGCACAGCUAGUGUUUUUCAGCCAAUGAUGAACUUCCAGUGAAGUUAUGUGACUAUUUUCAAUUUCAUAAGAAUCCUUUUACAGCAUCGAUGUUGUAAUGUAAUUCAAAUAUAAUCAGUUAAAUAGACUUAAUCGUUCAUUUAGUUUUUAAAGUGUAAAAAGAGUCGAAAGACCGUUUAAACGCAGGCACCGUCAUUAGCAGUAGGCUAGCGCAGAAAUUCCAUUGAAAAUACUAAGGGUAAAAUUCAUUUCCAUAUUUUAAAGAUAUGUGGAAAAAUAUAAUUUAAUGCAGUGCUUCUUGUUUGGACUGAUACCCACUUUAUAUCGUAUCUCACCUGGGCAGUGAAGAUCGCUUUUUUAAAGAAAUCAGCGAUUUCGAAUGGGAUGACAAUUAUCCCUGCUAAAAAAACUGCUUAAACCAGCCCAGCCUAGUUUUUGAGGGGUUUUGGCCAUUUCCAGGCUGGCUUCCAUCCAUUUCCAGCCUGGUCUUAGCUGGUCAGGCUGGAUAAAAAGACCAGCUAAAACCAGCCAAACAGCCUAGGCUGGUUUAAGCUGUUUUUUUUUCAGCCUUAACUGGAACCAGAAGCCCUGGCUGACUGAAAUAUAAAAAGUCUGUGUGUACAAAUCCCAUUGUUUACCUAAAGAUUAACCAAACAUUUCACACAGACUUUAAAAUCACAAUUACUUCACAAUAACUUCGAAAUUCUAAGAUGCAAAGUAACAAAUGUGUGACCUUAACUGUUACAAGUUUUGAGAAAACAACCAUCCAGGUGUUAAUUUUCCCGCUUAUUACACGGCUGUAAGUCAAAAAGUAAACAAUUAAAGACAAAAUACCUACCUUUGAAAGAAGAAAAACAGCUGCAUCCGUUCCGUUUUUUUCAGUCACAAGAUGGCGCCAAACAGCCGCCUCAGAGAUGAGCUUAGAAAAAAGCAUGUGGGUACUCGCUCAAGAUUUGAAGUAUCCGGAUGACGAGCUUGUGUUAUUAGCAUCAGCGGUUGUUAUCUGUGAGUAAUAUACCUUGAAAUGUUAUAAGUGACCAAUCAGAAUUAACUAUUUUACAAUUUCUGAACUCGCAAUUCAGAAAUUUUCCUCUUAGAACUGCAAGAUGCUAAUUGUGACACAAUAGCUCAAAAUUGCAGUCCUGAGAAAAAAACUAAUAGCUGUCAUUUAAAAUAUAUGCCUAUUUUAUUAUUCUGUGGCAGAAAUACUCUAAUGUUCCCAAUAAUGCUCUUGAGAAAGUCUGGACUUGCUCAGUGUUUUUUUUUUGACAAGGAUAUUAGCGAUAUCUGCAUGUCUGCGCCCUCAGAGAGAUGCUGCAGACACUGACACAUAAUUGUUGCAUGGCAGUGGACUUGGUGUGUUGCAUUGAUGAGAAAAGCACAUCACCAAUGCUGAAACCCUUAUUUUUUACUUCUUCCUUUUUUUUAUACAAGUUAUCAGAGGUCAUGAUUAUUGUGGCAGCCCACUUGUGUAGAAAAUGCACAUUAAGUCUUUUUUUUUUUACUCUCUCCAAGGAAAUUAAUUGUAACUAUAAAAAAAAAAUCACAAUUGCCUUUAGUGAGAGAGCAUCUCUCCUAUUAUUUUAUUUAUUUUUUACUUUAUUUGCAGAGUUAUUUGGUUCUUGCUUUCUUUUAUGUAUUUUAAUUAUCUAAGUUAAAAGCUACUCAAUAUUUUAAGCUCUGCAAAAUAUAAUCGAAUAAAAUCAAGAAAUGCCA